Messenger RNA from Alosa alosa (allis shad), 2111 nucleotides. It is a transcript of the gene gjb10, whose product is annotated as gap junction protein beta 10. Bases 164 to 970 code for a protein of 268 amino acids. Gene Ontology annotation, biological process: cell communication. Lineage: Eukaryota; Metazoa; Chordata; Actinopteri; Clupeiformes; Clupeidae. Gene Ontology annotation, cellular component: connexin complex. The transcript has 2 exons. The record is from RefSeq and is a predicted model, not a curated record.
UCCACUCCUAAGCACUGUCGAUGGAAAACCACUGCAUUGGAAUCUACGGUAGAAAAAAGUUCGCAACGCGGUAGACCUCCUGAAAUCUUAGUUGUGUUGCCUCUGUGAUUUGUUCUAACAGAUCAAAGGUUUUCGAUCAAGUCGCCUAAGGAAUCUAUUUGCAAUGAACUGGGGGUUUCUCCAGGCCCUCAUUAGUGGGGUCAACAAGUACUCUACAGCAUUUGGCCGUGUAUGGCUUUCCAUAGUUUUUGUUUUCCGAGUUUUGGUGUUUGUAGUUGCAGCUGAGAAGGUUUGGGGGGAUGAGCAGAAAGACUUCAAGUGCAACACAGCACAGCCAGGCUGCCACAAUGUCUGCUACGACCACUUCUUCCCCGUGUCUCACGUCCGGCUAUGGGCCUUACAGCUUAUCUUUGUCACUUGCCCCUCAUUCUUGGUGACGAUGCAUGUAGCAUAUCGAGAGGACCGCGAAAAAAAGCACCGCCUCAAGUACGGCGAAGGCAUCAAACAUCUCUACAAGAACACGGGCAAGAAGCGUGGAGGCCUCUGGUGGACCUACGUCCUCAGCCUCGUCUUCAAGAUGGGAGUGGACGUCACCUUCACCUACCUGGUCUACCACAUCUAUGAGGGCUACCACUUCCCGGCACUGGUCAAGUGCUCACAGACGCCAUGUCCCAACGUGGUGGACUGCUUCAUCUCUCGGCCCACGGAGAAGCUCAUCUUCACCAUCUUCAUGGUGGUCACCAGCCUGGUCUGCAUCCUGCUGUCCUUCGUUGAGACCGUCUACCUGGUGGGCAAGCGCUGUGUGGAGAUUGGCAAGCGGAUGCACAAAUCCCGGCACAUGGAAGUGACCGCCUCCAGGAUGGACAUGAGUAGCGCAGCCAUGUUGCUGGACUCCAACUCUGGCAGGCGGACUGGCAAAGACACAGGCAGUCCGGCACCAUCCUACAGUGUAGCCAUCGCCAAGACAUGACGCCUCUCACAGUCCGAGACAGAGACUCAGAUGAACACAUUGAUCAACACAGGGACAUGACUCUAGGAGCUCUAGAGUUUACAAACAUAUUUUUACUUACUUCCUUUGUGUUAAAUACCAUACCUCUACUCUUUCAUUAGCUUUUCAUUGUACUAUCUAGAUACACACUUAAGCUGAAAUUGUUCAUGGGCUAUGGCCUAGAGCAGCUAUAUCCCUCUUUACCCAACCACAUUCCUAGAUAGAUAGAUAGAUAGAUAGAUAGAUAGAUAGAUAGAUAGAUAGAUAGAUAGAUAGAUACUUUAUUGAUCCCGGGGGAAAUUCAAGGUUUCCUUCAAGAUUCCUCUGGGGCUCCUCACCAUAUGUAAACCAAGUACACACCCACCCUUUGUUACAGUCUGAAUGAAGGCAAAUACAUUCUCCUUCAUAAGGAAUCCAUAAUUUGCAGACUAAAAAACUAUAGAACCUGACCCUAAUCUUGCUGAGAUCUUGCUGUGUUUUCUGGUUUGAGACAGUUCAUUGUUAUCGUUCAGUUUGAUCACAUUUAUACUUGUAUGCCUUUUUAGCUCUAUGCACACUGCCAAACUGAAUAAAAACUCAACUGCCCUGAAUGUAUUUAUGCAUUCAAAAAACAAUGUGGUCAAACGACAAUCAAGGGCAAUGCAGUCAAACGACUUCCCACACAGCUCCAGUUAACCCUUCUGUUUAAUGUCUGAUACUGUCUGUAUCAGAAUGUUUGAAUGUUUGAUUCCAUGUUUGUGUGACCAUUUUGGAUUGUAAAUUAUUAUUUUUUUGUGAUAUUGUAUUUUGAGUUGCACAUUGUUUUAAGUUGUUCUGUUACAUUUUGGGCUUUCUAAUCCCUUUUAACGUUCCUGAGGGAAGAAAGACAACUGGUUUCCCAGCUCUUUUAACUAGUUUCACUGGCAGUACAGGAAGGGAGGUAAUAAUUCAACUGAAUGCUCUUAACUCUCUAGUUUCUCCCUCUCUUGCCCCUCUUGGACCAGAAGCAACUAGGGAAAGCCUAUAAUCUAAACAGACCAUUGCUUGUUUACAUACAUGUUUUACACUCUUGUGUCUUUUAAAACAUUUGUCAACUGUUUACCAGAUUGUGUCUCCAUUAAAUACAGUCUGAUUUUUUUCUUAA